AUGGCUGAUAUUCUUUUUCUUUCUCCUCUCUCUCAGGUUUUCCGACCAGUCUGCGGUAAAGGGACACACGAUAGGUACUGUUACUCCAACGGUAACUGUGCUAUUAACAUAACACCUUGUGGUAAUCUUCAUGCCUCUACGUGCACCAGCAGCCAGGUAUUUUCAACUGCAACAGGCACGUGCACUGAUGACAACAUUACCCCCCAAUACAUGCCGAGCGCAGCUCUGGGCGAGAAGUACGAGCUGGUUAUCGAAAGCCACGUCUUCCUCUCCAAGCCUGGAUGUCAUAUUUUCCAGUUCGAUGACGUCAAGAACUGCACGGAUGUUAAAGAGGGUGAUAUCCUGGGGUUUACUUAUUAUGGACGAGGAUUUGCAGAGAUAACAUCCCGGAAUUCUGGAAAAAGUCAGAAGAUGAACGCUACGGCAUUUAGUUUCGACGAGUUACAGCCUGGCCUUGGUUCGAUCAUCACUACAGCUUCAAGCUCUCCGAGCGAAUCACAAAUACAAUAUGCCAUUGCAGCAAUUCAGCAACUUCCUUCGCUGUUUUGGUUUACUCAUAACUACUCCAUCGGUCGUUAUGAAGAGGAAGCUACAGUCCGUGGUCCACACAAUACCUUAAAAGAUACAACAACAAUCGUUGCUACUGAAGGAGUGGCCAAUGUAACUUGGACAACGCCCAAAUUUGUAGCCACGAAUGCCACAUAUACUAUCACAAUACAUCCUCACAAAGGUUAUAAUGUCACUUAUGUUGUGGACUUUGGCGCCGGGAAGAGCAACACCAUGCAGAAAACUCGUCUUGAUAACGAUCUACCGUCCAGCUAUGUAUAUAAUUCGAGCGGUUCUUACAACAUUUCUCUGUACGCUAUCAAUAUGAUAUCGUUUCAGAUAAAGGCCUGUUAUGUGACUGUACAAGAUAUUGUCUUAGGUCUAUCAUUUUACGAACCUAUCCGUCCUGUACCCUUGGGAAAUGACACAAAAGUUACCUGGAUGCUACGACAGGGAAACGGAGUCAACAUUUCAAUUGACUUCGGCGAUGGAGAUUUCUUCCAUAACGGCUCCUUUGAUAUCACCUACCUCUUUGCCGCCAUGAAUAGUCACAAGUAUGCUGCAAUAGGAGAAUAUACCGUGGCAAUCAACGUGUCGAACUGCGUUUCCAACGCGUCUAUUGAAGAGAUAGCUAUUGUGGAAUUGCCGCUGAAUGGCGUGACAUGUAACGUCAUCCAUGCAAACAGGGACAUCGAAGUGAAUGAAACCGUGACCGUUGAAAUAACAGUUCAACAAGGAACCAAUCCUGAGUUUUACAUUGACUUUGGAGACGGUUCGGCUACCACAACCCGAGAACUAAGUGUUAAGCAUUUGUAUUCAUACUACGCCUUUUUCAACGUUAGUAUUUCAGCUUAUAAUAACGUGAGCAGAGAGAACGCAUCCCAGGAGAUUCAAGUUCACAAGCCAGUUAAGCCACUGAUCGGGUUCAACGUCACGUGCCUUCACACUAAUUUUACAGAUAACACGCCCUGUAUGCUGAACAUCACAGAAGGAACAGACUUCAAGUGCACUUGGAAUUGGGCGGACGGUAAAUCCAGUGAAACUCACUUCGUAGAUCUUGGAAAUUUCACAUAUCACAAUUAUAGUGCUGUGGGGCAUUAUAACGUUGCUUUGAAUUGCACCAACCGCUUGUACAACACAACUGCAGAAGCCACAGCCAUCGUCGAGAUUCCGAUUCUCGGCUUUAAUGUUGAUGACUCUGUUGCCAAACCGUUUCAAGCGGAUUUCACGGUGACCUGGAGUACUGUUUCAGGUACCGACGCCAUAUUUAAUGUAACAUUUACGCACGUGAUCGAUGGGGUUUCCUUUAAUGUGACAGACGUCACUACGUCAAAGGGCACGACAUCCGGAUCAGCUGUCAUAACUUCAGACAUGAUGCCCUUACUCGGCAUUUACGAACUCAUGGUGACAGCCAUCAAUUAUGUCACUCCACGUCAAACCAUUUAUCAAAGCGUCAUGAUCGAUAUUCCAAUAUCUACUCCAGUUCUCACGCGUGCCAGUAAGUUUGUGGAGGUGCACAUAGCGACAAACUUCUCGCUUAGUUUAAAAACUGGAUCUAACGUAAGCCUGUGGUGGAAUUUCACUGAUGGCUCACCGGUUAUACAACAAAACUACCUUGGACCCUUUCCUGUCGACGGCAUAACUAUUGAGCAUACGUUUCACGAUGAGGGCGAAUACAUAAUUCAACUUUUUGGUAACAACAGCGUCAGUAACUUUACUAGUGUUAUCCCUGUUUUCAUACAAAACCCCCCUAAUUUAACACUCACGACGAACAGCCCACAGGCGAUUCCACCGGGGACGAUCACUUUUACGAUUUCGGUUGUGCCGGGAGAAGAGCCCCCAACUGAUGCAAACUACACGGUGUAUUAUGGCGAUGGAACCAUGUCCGCGGAUCAGCCUUUUUCCGCUCCUCUCGUACUACAGCACAGCUAUCAAAACCACGGCGCCUACGUCAUGAAUAUUACCAUUGUCAAUCAAGUGCAGUUCGCCUUCUUGGAGACUGAAGUCGAAGUUCAAACACCAAUAGCAGGUUUAAAAACCUUUCUCGCUCAUACAGGACCCAAGGAGGAAGAAGGCAACCCAGGGAAAGGUCCGGGGAAUACAUACUUUCCAAAUGAUUUUCCAGUCAUGUUUAGCACCUUUAUUAGAAAUGGGACAAAUGUGUCUUACUUCUGGGACUUCGAUGAUGGAGAAAGUGUAACUACGAUGAACAUUUCCUUGAAUCAUACUUUUAAACACCCUGGAACGUACGAAGUCAAGCUUAUUGCCGAAAAUGCUAUUAGUCGUAACAUCACAAUUAGAGUCGUCAACAUGCAGCCGGCUACAAACUCAUGA
Pocillopora verrucosa is the source of this 2880-nucleotide messenger RNA. The record is from RefSeq and is a predicted model, not a curated record. Lineage: Eukaryota; Metazoa; Cnidaria; Anthozoa; Scleractinia; Pocilloporidae.